Molecule: messenger RNA, 1373 nt
Organism: Phoenix dactylifera (date palm)
Lineage: Eukaryota; Viridiplantae; Streptophyta; Magnoliopsida; Arecales; Arecaceae
Gene: TAP38
Product: thylakoid-associated phosphatase 38
Biological process (GO): protein dephosphorylation
Molecular function (GO): cation binding; protein serine/threonine phosphatase activity
Source: RefSeq, a predicted model, not a curated record
UUAUUAUUGGAAAUACACUUCCUCCCGCCUUAUCUCUUGGGCAAACCCCGGGAACCACUGGAUGGCGCUGCUGAGCCCGCGGUUGCCGCGAUCGCUCCUACCGUACGGCGUCGGCGGUGGCCGGACAAGGAGGGCGAGGGGGACGUGGUGCUCGGCCAUCGCCGUCGACGCGCCGCUAGCGAGCGUCUCGGGGAUCCGGUGGGGAUCGAGCAAGCUGCAGGGCCCGCGCUCCGAGAUGGAGGACGAUGUCGUCGUCCGUUCCGACGGUCUCGACGGCUUCUCCUUCGCUGCCGUUUUCGACGGCCACGCCGGAUUCUCCUCCGUUGAGUUCCUCAGGAAUGAAUUGUACAAAGAAUGUACUAUAGCUCUGCAAGGUGGGUUGCUGUUGACUAGCAAGAAUUUUAAUGCUGUAAGAGAUGCAAUUCAGAAAGCUUUUCAAAAUGUCGACUCAAAACUCUUGAUUUGGCUUGAACAGAUGGGGAAUGAAGAUGAUUCUGGUGCAACAGCUACAGUCAUGUUUCUGAGGAAUGAUGUCCUGAUUAUUUCACAUCUUGGUGACUCAUGUGUGGCAAUAUCCCGUACUGGCAAGGCUGAAGUUUUAACAAAUCCCCAUCGACCUUAUGGGAACAACAAAGUAUCUCUUGAAGAAGUCAAGCGGAUUAGAGCAGCAGGUGGAUGGAUUGUUGAUGGACGAAUUUGUGGUGAGAUCUCUGUAUCUCGUGCUUUUGGAGACAUGCGAUUUAAGACAAAGAAGAAUGAGAUGCUGGUGAAAGGAGUUGAGGAGGGGAGAUGGACUGAAAAAUUUGUGUCCCGCAUACAGUUUAAAGGAGAUUUGGUGACUUCUUCACCUGACAUAUAUCAGGUAGAACUUGGAUCUGAUGUGGAGUUUGUAUUGUUAGCCUCUGAUGGUUUAUGGGAUUAUAUGAAAAGCUCUGAUGCGGUAACUUUUGUAAGAGAUCAACUCCGUCAACAUGGUGAUGUUCAGCUGGCUUGCGAAGCGCUUGCUGGUGCAGCUUCUUGGGACCGACGGUCACAAGAUAAUAUAAGCAUAGUGAUUGCCGACUUGGGGAGGACAGAUUGGCAGAACUUGCCAGUGCAGGGGCCUAAUUUUGUAUAUGAAAUAAGUCAAGCUUUCGCAACCAUAGGUAUUGUCUCAUUAGGAAUCUGGAUAUCAUCUUUCCUUCUAUCAUGAAUCAGAAGCCUUGGAGUGCACAUAAUUUUGGAUAGAUAUCAAGCCCCUCAUCUGUCCCCAAAAAAACCUCAUCCAUUCCUGUAAAUUCGUAAAUCUACUUGCCAUAUACUUUUACUGUUAAAUGUUGUUACAGCCUAAAGUAAUUAUUUGCAAUCUCUAAAUUUGAUGAGCUUAUUUCCAA